Messenger RNA from Acanthosepion pharaonis, 1131 nucleotides. The record is from the annotation of a GenBank genome assembly. NCBI's taxonomy places the organism in Eukaryota, Metazoa, Mollusca, Cephalopoda, Sepiida, Sepiidae.
AUGGAAUCGUACGAUGUUAUUGCAAACCAGCCAGUUGUCAUUGACAACGGGUCUGGAGUCAUUAAGGCUGGAUUUGCUGGAGAUCAAAUUCCAAAAUAUAAUUUUCCAAAUUUCAUUGGACGUCCCAAACAUGUUCGGGUUAUGGCUGGUGCUCUUGAAGGAGAGAUUUUUCUUGGGCCAGAAGCAGAGGAAUAUCGAGGAUUACUUACAAUCAAGUAUCCAAUGGAACAUGGCAUUAUCCGUGAUUGGAAUGAUAUGGAAAGAAUUUGGCAAUAUAUUUAUUCCAAAGAUCAAUUGCAAACUUUUGCAGAAGAGCAUCCUGUUCUUUUGACUGAAGCUCCAUUGAAUCCUCGACGAAAUAGAGAGAAGGCUGCUGAAAUCUUCUUUGAAACAUUUAAUGUCCCUGCUCUUUACAUUUCCAUGCAGGCUGUACUCAGUUUAUAUGCUACUGGCCGUACCACUGGUUUGGUAUUAGAUGCUGGAGAUGGAGUUACCCAUGCUGUACCAAUAUAUGAGGGAUUUGCCAUGCCACACAGCAUUAUGCGUGUUGAUGUUGCUGGUCGUGAUGUUACCAGAUAUCUAAGACUGUUACUUAAGAAAGAAGGUUAUGAUUUUCAUACAUCAGCUGAACUUGAAGUUGUCAAGGCAAUAAAAGAAAAAAUUUGUUAUCUGCCUUUGAAUCCAAUGAAAGAGGAAGGUGUGGAAACAGAAAAAGUUGCCUAUACUUUACCUGAUGGAAAUACUAUUGAGAUUGGACCAGCUCGAUUCCGAGCUCCUGAAUUGUUGUUUAAGCCUGACCAAAUUGGAGAAGAAUGUGAAGGCAUCCAUGAAUGUCUAGUUUAUUCAAUACGCAAAUCAGAUUUAGAUUUGCGAAAAGUGCUUUAUUCCAACAUUGUUUUGUCUGGAGGUUCCACGUUAUUUAAAGGUUUUGGUGAUAGACUCUUGACAGAAGUAAAAAAAUUAGCCCCUAAAGAUUUAAGAAUCAGGAUUUCUGCACCUCAAGAACGAUUGUAUUCCACAUGGAUUGGUGGCUCAAUUUUGGCGUCCUUGGACACUUUCAAGAAGAUGUGGGUUUCAAAACGGGAAUAUAAUGAAGAAGGAGUGAAAGCAGUUCACAGAAAAAUGUUCUAA